CAUCGUCAAUCUUAGGCCUUGAAGCGACAACCAGCAAACCCUCGACAUCCUCCCUUCAUAGACGGCAGGCUCCGUCUAGACCACCCCCCCCCCCCCCCCGACACUCGUUGUAAACCACCACACGGCAACCCACUCGCCACCACAACAACACGUUCGCCGCUUGACGCGACCGUUCACCCCCCCGCGCAACGCCCACGACCGCCCCCCCGUCCUCGGCCUGCCAUCCCCUUUUCCCCGCACACGCCGCAACGCACUGCCGACAUCCACAAUGCUUAUCGACAUCCAGAUGCUGCCCAGGGGCUUGCCUAAGGACAAGCGUCUCACCCCGGACGAGGUAGCCUCGUACCAGUCGUCGCUCAGAGCUGCCGCCCAAAAAACCCAGCCUGCUCCUACGCCUGCUGGUAACAGCGGCAAGGCGGGCGAGCCAGGUGCGCCCGUUGCCGGUACCCCUCUCCAGCAGCCGGCGCCUGCUCCGACGACUGCCCCGGCCCGCCAGCCGCCUGUUGCCAUCUCGGCGUCUGCCGCCCCUUCCUCGGGCACCCCGGUCGCGCAGAGCUCUGUCACCCCGUCGACGACGCAGGCCGUCGCGACGCCCACUACCACGACUACUACGACCCCCAAGGUGCCAACUGUGCAGACUUAUGCGCCGCCUCCUUCAUCGGCCAACAACGUCAAAACCAUUACCCAGUCGCAGUCGACCACAUCGCGUUCGUCCACGACUUUGUCAUCACCUUCGAGCUCUGCGUCGUCGUCGGCCUCCGCUGCCGCUGCUAACAACGGCUCGUCCUCGGGCAUGUCCGGUGGCACCAUUGCCGGUAUCGUUAUUGGCCUGCUCGUCGGCUUUGUGAUCCUUGGCGCACUCGCCGGGUGGAUCUACCGCAAGUACAAGUCGCGCAACUACAAGCAGAACAACCCUUGGGCCAAGAUGGACAACGACGACAUUACUCCCUUCCCUAGACACAGCGACAGGGACUUUGAGAAGAACUCUGACGAGGACUUCUACGGUGGCGCCCCCGCCGCUGCUAUCGGCUCGAACCGCGCCCUUGCUCUGGCUCGCCAGAACGGCUUCUACGCCGACGGCACCCCCCGCCCCAACACCGAGUACAACAGCCCAGGCAUGGCCGGCUACGGUGCUGGCAGAAACUACGGACCUUACCCUGACGUCGCCCCUGUUGCUGCUGCCUACGGUGUGGAUGCCAACCGCGUCCCCUCGGGCCCUCAGUACCCUCAGCAGCAGUACGGCCAGCUCAUCGACCACGGCAGCCCCUUCGACGACGAGUACGCUCACCAGCAGCAGUACUCCAACACUUCGCCCAACUCUGGUCCCCGUCAGCUUGUCGGCCCUGGUGCUCACUACCAGGCCCCUGGCCCUGCCCCCGUUCCUCUUGGCCGCCCCGACGCUCCCGAGACCUAUGACGAGAUUGCCGCUGCCGAGAUGUACGCCGACGACCGCUACGCCGAUGAUGAGCUCGCUGCUCCUCGCGGUAUGGUUCCUUACGCCGAGGGCGACCCGUACAGCCCUCGCACUGCUGCUUCUCCUGGCGAGUGGGCCGGUGUCCCGACCCGCGGUUCUCAGAUCUCGUACGCUUCGCCUCUCCCCGAGCCUGUCUCUCUGCCCUCGCCCGCUCCGGCCCCGUUACCCACUCUCCGCCCCAUGUCGCCUCUCAUGCCCAUCGACGCAUCGGCCCCUGCUCACCCUCCGUCUGACGAGGAGCAGGAGACCCGCCGCAUGUACCAGGAGGUCGCCUCGGCUGCUGGCAUUGAGCAGGUCAUGAGCCCCACCUCCGGCCUCGCCUCUCCCGCUCCUGUCCGUCUCCCCACGUCGGCGCCUUCGCCUCCCUUCCACGCCCCGUACCAGCACGGACAGCCCCUCUCGCCCCUGCGUGAAGUCCCCACGCCGAUGAGCGAGCGCACCGCUUUGCCAUCCCUUUCGCCUCACGACGGCCUGGACCGCAACCAGCCCGGUCGCACCGGUCGCCCUCUGCCCUCUACCCCGAGUAUGCUCAUCGCCGACUCCCCCUCUGGUGCCCCCAGCCGCCUCCCCACGCAUGACGAGGACGCCUACGGUGGCAUCUAAACACCUAUGACUACGAGGAGCCAUGUUGAUGUACUGUACUUUUUAUAUUUUAAACCCCCUACUACUUACUCUCCAAAGGCCCAGUCGGUUCGCGCUGGCGCGUCACCGUGACUCCUCUCUACCUCUCUCUCUCUCAUACACCCUCGGUCUCUUCGGUACAAUGUG
Messenger RNA from Vanrija pseudolonga, 2242 nucleotides. RefSeq lists its product as uncharacterized. The transcript has 3 exons. The record is from RefSeq and is a predicted model, not a curated record. NCBI's taxonomy places the organism in Eukaryota, Fungi, Basidiomycota, Tremellomycetes, Trichosporonales, Trichosporonaceae. The coding region runs from base 269 to 2077 and encodes 602 amino acids.